This is a messenger RNA of Scatophagus argus, 3261 nucleotides long. RefSeq names its product heme-binding protein soul5, like (gene soul5l). NCBI's taxonomy places the organism in Eukaryota, Metazoa, Chordata, Actinopteri, Scatophagidae. The transcript is spliced from 7 exons. The record is from RefSeq and is a predicted model, not a curated record. Gene Ontology annotation, cellular component: cytoplasm. The coding region runs from base 511 to 1572 and encodes 353 amino acids.
UAAAAAAGUAAGUUUAUCUUUAUUUUCUUUAUCUCCAGUCAUAACACUAAAUAUAAACUGAAUUUGGCCACGCUGCAGGUGUCGGACCAUCAGAGGAGCAGUUUGAACCGCGGACCCUCAUCAUCCUCUCAUGUCUGAACAGCGUGAUGCGUUCAUGAUGGCGGAUCGUCGACCGGACGUCCUAACGUCGCUGCCGCAGCGCGCUGCAGGUGAGCACGCAGUAAUAACUGGCACCUCACCACCAUCUGUCCUGUGUUGCUCCGCUCUUUGCAGGCUUGUGCCAGCUCGGCCCCUCCCUGCCUGCCUGCCUCCCUCCCCCCGUCCUGAGAGCUUCAGGAGGACGCUGAUCCUCACUGCAGUCCGCAGUAAAUCCACCGGCGCCCGUCAGAGUGCAGCAGACUGCAGUCUCUCCAUCCUCCUCCUCCUCCUCCUCCUCCUCCCUGCGCUCCGCUAGCAGGUGGAAAGGACGCGCACACGCACACACUCCCACACACACACUGGGCCGGGACAAUGGCUUUCGUCUCAGUCUUGGCCUUGCUGGCCCUGAUGGUCUCUGCUGAAGGAAGCGUUGGGCCGAGCAGCAACACAAGCUUUUGCACGGAGUCAAAGGAGUGUCUGGAGUACGAGCUGGUCUGCAAAACUGAUGAGUAUGAGGUGCGACACUACAGCCCCACUCGCUGGGUGUCAACAGACGCCGAAGCCUAUUUCAUGGGCGUGGGUGCGGCCAUGGCCUUCAGGAGGCUUUUCCAGUACAUCACUGGAGCCAACGAAGGAGGCAUCCAGAUGGAGAUGACCGCCCCUGUCCUGGUCAAGAUCCCGGAGGAGACCAAGAUGUGGGAGCCGGCUGUCUACACGCUCAACUUCCCACUGCCGGCAGCCUACCAGGACAAGCCGCCAGCGCCCACCAAUGACAAGCUGUAUUUCACCGAGAUGCCGGAAAUGGACGUGUACGUGAGGAGUUACGGAGGCUGGAUGCUGUCGGUCACCUCCAGGCUUCACGCUCACCUCCUGACUAAAGAGCUGGAGAGAGUCCGGGCUUCCUACAACCACAGCUACCACUACGGAGUGGGCUAUGACAGUCCCUUGAAGCUCCUGAACAGGCACAACGAGGUGUGGUAUGUGGCCGACGGGCAGGUAAUCUGCACAGACCCACAGGAGCCGACCCCUGCACACACACCAAGGCCGACCCUGACCGACUCACCCACAGACUCUGCGUCUGAACGUCCCCCGCACAUGCUCUCUGACUCCCCCUCGCUCGCUCCAUCCAACCAUUCCUCAAACGCAGCAUCCAACUCCUCGUCACAAACCGAGUCCGACACACCUUCCGCCCCCCCAUCUAACGCUCCGCCCAGUCCGUCAUCCAGCGUGCCCGCUGAUGCCGCCUUCAGCCACCCCCCCACCUCCGCCCAGAUCCGGCUGGACCCGUCGUCCAACUCCUCCGAUCCGGUCUCCGUGAGCCCGUCCCUGGAGCCCCAGCCUGCCGCCGCCGCCCUGUGGAACAGCACAGCCCACAGCUCUGUGGAUACACAAGCUGACAGUAACCCCGCGCUCGGGCCGGAUGAUGCUCAUUAGCAACACGUCUGAUGUAAGCAGCUGUUCCAGGUGUUUUAUCGUGGAAGGUAACCAGAAAAGGAGCAGUGGAGGUGGGUGAUAAACGGAGGAGCUGCUCUCUUCCUCUUAUUCUCUCUGAUCUUAUGUAUUACACCAAGUCCUCCGUAUUGCACUUAGUGUCUAACUAUACGUUCUGUCACGGCUUUGCAGCUUCCUGUAUCAGCAAACACAUGCUUGUCCACUUUGUUGUUCUGAGGUGAUCAUGCCAGCUGCAUUAUAGAAUAAGAUGUAUGCAUUAGAUAGGAAGUUAGAACGCAAUGAUAUUGUGCUGCUUUGACCAGCUAAAGCUCAAGGCAGGGUUAGGUGCCAUUUAGCAUCAGUUUAAUCCUAAAAUCAAUUUAAGAUCUAAUGGGACUCAAAUGGAAAGCUGUUAUUGGUAAGUUAAGUGUGUGCUGGUAGGCUGAGAUAUCAGAGGAAGUUUAACAGUCAUAAUGUGUUUUAGCCACUCUUGUAAAUCGAGUUUGAUGCUGUAAUCGGUUUCUGUAAAGUAGUUUCCAGCCAUAACAUCCUAAAGCUUCUACUCUCUGUUUAGAUUCGUGUCAGUUAAUUGUGUCAACAUAUUGGUGAGACAUUAUAAAUUCAGUGUGCACAUUCACUGGGAUCUUUGGUGCAGCCUGAAACCUAAUUACUAACAGUUUGGCUUGAUGCAAUAGUUUAGUUUAUGACAUUUUUAUCUUGACAACAAACCUUUAUUCUUAGUAUUUAUGCUCAAAAGUGCCUGUGAAAACUCUUGGUCUGUAUUUUAAAUCAAUUUUCAGGUAAUUACAGUAAGCAAUUUGAUCAGAUUUUGUGACUUUAAUUAACAUAUUUCUGACAACAGUACAAACUCGGCAUAGUUAUGAUCAGAUAUGAACUUCUCUGUUGAAAGUUCUGCCAAACAGAGCAGCAAUAAAUAUUUUUAAUUAAGUCUGAUCCACACAAGUCAAUUCCAAACCUUUAGUAUAAAAAUAUGAAAUUUCCAGUAAACUUGCACUUAAAUGUUUUAGGAAUUAAUAAGAUGACAGUUUUGUUUCAGAGAAGUACAAAGAUUCAUACAAUACAUGGAAGUACAACGCCGGUCCUGCUGAGUACUGAGAUUAGCUUUCUGUUGACUUUUUCCAUGUUAAAAAACAUCAGUAUAUCAAAAUGUUUAGAUCUGCUUCCCCUAAACGUCUUAAGUUCAUUUUCAUUUGUUUAUCCGGCACUUUAGAAAUGGCUUCCCAAACUAUUAAUGUGGUAGGAACAACAUUCAACAUGUUUGUCAGACCUUAAGGAUAUAAACACAAGGUUUUGGUAAAAGGUGCUGGAUGCUGACAGAACCAUGUUAUUUUCCAAAGGAGAUCCCACAGGGGACUUUUAACCCAGUUUUUGCACACUGCAGGACUGAAAGCCUGAGUCUGCUCUAAUGGUAAAUCUUUGACAUACUUUGUAUCUAUGCAUCUGCACCCAGAAAAUCAGUCCACAACAGCCCCUUUAGUUUCAUUUUUAGACUUUGCAUAGUGGUGGUCCAGUCUACAAAUGGUGGGACUGCCCCAAGGAUCCCAAAGAACCAUGCCAGAUCAACCAAUGCAAUACUACUACAUCAGUUAAUAAAUUACAUUCUCUAUCUAUGCGUAUCUGAGCUACAUACUGUAUGUUCUGAGGAAGGUGCAAUAAAGAACCAUAACAAAC